Panicum hallii is the source of this 3187-nucleotide messenger RNA. RefSeq names its product phosphatidylinositol 4-phosphate 5-kinase 1-like. Gene Ontology annotation, molecular function: 1-phosphatidylinositol-4-phosphate 5-kinase activity; ATP binding. The coding region runs from base 785 to 3085 and encodes 766 amino acids. The transcript has 10 exons. Gene Ontology annotation, biological process: phosphatidylinositol metabolic process. The record is from RefSeq and is a predicted model, not a curated record. NCBI's taxonomy places the organism in Eukaryota, Viridiplantae, Streptophyta, Magnoliopsida, Poales, Poaceae.
GGCGUGGCGCGCGCUGGGAUUGGUCGGCGCCAGCUCGGCCACUUGCGCGCGCAACGUGGUGGUGGUUCCCGUCCCUCCGCCCCCACCGCACCGUCCCCUUCCCUCCCGCGCCGGGCCCCAGUCGCCUUCGCCCCUGCCUGUCCCCGUCGAUCUCCUCUUGUCCCCACCUUUCCCUUCCUCUCUGGCUCUCUCGCCUGUCCUCCCUCCUCUUCUCUUCUUCUCUGCUGUGAUCCUUUCCCGGAGGCUGGUCUGGUCGGAUGGGGCGUGGCGUCGGCUCCGCGCGAUCUCCCUCGGCGGCGAUGAGCUCCGGCUGCUGCUGCUGCUUGUGAGCUCCUAGGUUGGGUGGGACUCGAGCAGUUUAGAAGUUCUCAAGCUAUGUGAUUAAAGUGGCCUUUCAAAAGCAUCCUCAUGUAGAGUUAGAAAUGUGAACUCGGUCGCAAGCUUCUACUGAAGUCUGAAGGGAGACUCUGCACUCGAAAGUCCACGUGCCCUGCUCGCUGAAAAUUUUCAGUUCGUGACGACUGUUUUUUAUUUGUGUUGUAUGAACUAUAAUAUAUUUGAAGUUAUCUUCAUGGUAGUUCAGCGGAGAUGUCGGCUGGUAAUCUUGUAUGAGGGCUGAUUCCAUAGGAAAUCUAUCUGGAGCAAAUCUUUCUGGGAUCAAGUCUGUAUUUCCUUUCAGUCAGCGUUUAUUUUGAAUCCAUCGUGAAUCACGGCCUUUUCCAUCUUGUUUCAGAUCUUGCUGAAUGAUUUUUGCCAUUUCUGAGCCAGCCUAGUAAACCUUGGCAUGGCCACUGGAGAGACAAGCACGGGGAACAUCCAGAGGGGGAAUACCCUUCCAAAUGGUGACAUCUAUGUUGGCAACUUCGCUGGUUUAGUUCCUCAUGGAUUUGGAAAGUAUAUGUGGACAGAUGGAACUCUUUAUUAUGGCAAGUGGGAUACAAGCAAGAUGACCGGUAGGGGAGUAAUUCAAUGGCCUUCUGGCGCUUCAUAUGAUGGAGAUAUCUGUGGAGGUUUCAUUGAUGGAACAGGCACUUUCAAAGGAGUUGAUGGCUCUCUUUAUAAAGGUUCGUGGAGGAUGAACAAAAAGCAUGGAAUGGGCACAAUGGUUUACGCCAACUCUGAUACUUAUGAAGGUUUCUGGAAUGAGGGUUUGCCAGAGGGAUUUGGUAAAUAUACAUGGGCUAAUGGUAACACCUACAUUGGAAGCUGGAAAUCCGGCAAAAUGAAUGGCAGAGGAGUGAUGAAAUGGACAAAUGGUGAUACUCUUGACUGUAAUUGGCUUAACGGACUGGCUCAUGGGAAAGGUUUUUGCAAAUAUGCGUCAGGAGCAUGUUACGUCGGUACAUGGGACAGGGGACUCAAGGAUGGCCAUGGUAUGUUUUAUCAACCAGGAAGUAAAAUGCCUUGUAACCUUGAAGUGUCUGAGUGUGUAACAGACCAUGAUGUUUCUAGUGCUUCAAGUUCUGGUAAUGAAAAUGCCAAUAGUGGACUCUUGUUUCUGUUGCAAAAACUUUGCAACACGUGGAGAAUACACAGCCUUUUCCAUCGACCCAGGCGUAUUUCGAAUGGCACUGCACCAGUUUUUGAUAAUUCUGGAAAUCACUUGUCAGAAGAUUCAUCUACUGAACCCUUGACAACUAGUGAGUGUCUCCAAGAUAGUGGAGUUGAUAAAGUAUUAGUCUAUGAACGGGAAUAUGUACAAGGAGUACUUAUCUCGGAAAAGCCAAAAGGUCAUGAUUCCGGAAUGCCGGAUUGUGGUAAAACACAGGAGCAUACCUGGCAAAAACAAGCUGGUGGACCCAUGGAGACUAUUUACAAAGGCCACAGGAGCUAUUACCUAAUGCUUAAUCUGCAACUCGGCAUCAGGUAUACUGUAGGCAAAAUCACCCCUGUGCCAGUGCGUGAAGUCCGUUCAAAUGAUUUUGGACCUCGAGCACGGAUAAGAAUGUACUUCCCUUGUGAGGGCUCGCAGUAUACCCCACCACAUUGCUCUGUCAACUUCUUUUGGAAGGAUUAUUGUCCUAUGGUUUUCCGGAAUCUACGAGAAAUGUUUCAUAUUGAUGCUGCAGAUUACAUGAUGUCCAUUUGCGGUGAUGACAGUCUAAAAGAGCUUUCUUCACCCGGGAAAAGUGGCAGUAUUUUCUAUCUUUCACAGGAUGAACGCUUUGUCAUUAAAACGUUGAGAAAAACUGAGUUGAAGAUACUGUUGAAGAUGCUUCCAAAAUAUUACAAUCAUGUCAGAGCUUAUGAUAAUACGCUCAUUACAAAAUUUUUUGGCGUGCACAGGAUUACUCUGAAAGGAGGAAGAAAGGUCCGCUUUGUUGUGAUGGGAAAUAUGUUUUGCACUGAGCUUCGAAUCCACCGCAAGUACGACUUGAAGGGUUCUACACAAGGCCGAUCAACAAAAAAGCAAAAUAUAAAUGAGAACACAACACUAAAGGAUCUUGACCUGUCAUAUGUUUUCCAUGUAGAUAAACCAUGGCGGGAUGCGCUUUUCAGGCAAAUAUCACUUGAUUGUAUGUUCCUGGAAUCCCAGUCUAUUAUUGAUUAUAGCAUGCUCUUGGGAAUCCAUUUUAGAGCUCCCUAUCACCUGAAGACAUCCUCAUCACACCAGAACAGCCUCGAAACUGGAAUUUCAGAUACUGAUCUGUUGCAAUAUGGGGAGAAAAGUUCUUGGAAGGGAUUUCUGCUCGUUGCCCAUGAGCCAGGUACUACAGUAGGUGGUUCACACAUAAGAGGAAGCAUGGUUAGGGCAUCGGAAGCAGGUUAUGAAGAAGUCGAUCUUGUUUUGCCUGGGACCGGAAGGUUCCGUGUGCAGUUAGGUGUGAAUAUGCCAGCUCGAGCUCUGAAAGUGCGCGAGGACAUGAAUACGGAACUAGAAAACCCAGACAGCAUUGAGGAAUACGAUGUUGUUCUCUACCUUGGUAUUAUAGACAUACUACAGGAGUACAAUGUUUCGAAAAGGGUCGAGCAUGCGGUCAAAUCACUCAAGUUCGACCCCCUUUCAAUAUCAGCUGUUGAUCCGAGUUCAUAUUCGAAACGAUUUGUAAAAUUCCUGGAGAGUGUUUUCCCUGAACAAGACUGAGUAGGCAAAUAAAUAGUAAAUAGCAUUACUGUUACGCCCAUUUUUUCUUGUAAAAAGUCAAUAUGUCCUCAAUUAUUCAAAAUGGUUCCUGCGCAGCUCCAA